Molecule: messenger RNA, 1254 nt
Organism: Populus nigra (black poplar)
Lineage: Eukaryota; Viridiplantae; Streptophyta; Magnoliopsida; Malpighiales; Salicaceae
Exons: 6
Coding region: 158-1015 (285 amino acids)
Molecular function (GO): protein binding
Source: RefSeq, a predicted model, not a curated record
AAAAUGAAGGGAAAAUCCCACAAUAGCCACCAUUUUCGCAAAUCACCCUUCUCCUCUAACUCUCUAAACUACCAUAACCCCGGCCGAUUUAGUCACUUCACAAUUAAAAUUCUCGAUUUAGUCACCAGCUGUCACCAUAAAAUUAUUUCUGGAAAAAAUGCAGUCACUCAAUCUGAAAUUGUUAACGGAUUUUAGUACGGGUACGAGGAGGUUUGUUCCGGGUCGGAGCUUCGGUACGGAGUGGAGACAGUGUUUGAAUUUGAGGAAUUACAGCCGAAAUUGUCGGAUUGUAGCAUGUUCUGUUGAGAGAGAUGGAGGGGGUGAAGGAACAAGUUCAAGUUCGAGUUCGAGUUCGGACCAAAGUCCGAGUUCCUUUUUGUCUCGCAGUCAAACUUAUGCUAUGCUCAAACAACAAAUGGAGGUUGCUGCACAAUCUGAGGACUAUGAAGAAGCUGCAAGACUUCGUGAUUCAUUGAGAUCAUUUGAGGAAGUGGAACCAGUUUUGCGGCUUCGUAGGUUGCUUAAGGAGGCAGUUGCUGAUGAGCGGUUUGAGGAUGCAACUAGGUAUCGCGAUGAGCUAAAGGAAAUUGCACCGCUUUCUCUCUUGAAAUGUUCAAGUGAUGCAACUACCUUGGGGAUAAGGGUUCAAGUUAGGAGCGUGUACAUUGAGGGCCGAAGUCAGCCUUCAAAGGGGCAGUACUUCUUUGCAUAUAGAAUAAGAAUCACUAAUAACUCAGAUCGCCCUGUUCAACUUCUCAGAAGACACUGGAUUAUCACAGAUGCCAAUGGAAAAACUGAAAAUUUUUGGGGAGUUGGAGUUAUAGGUGAACAGCCGGUUAUACUUCCCAGGACAGGAUUUGAAUACUCAUCUGCAUGCCCACUUUGCACUCCCAAUGGUAGAAUGGAAGGUGACUUUGAGAUGAAACACAUUGACAAAGCUGGCUCACCCACGUUCAAUGUUGCUAUUGCGCCGUUCUCUCUCUCAAUACUAGGAGAGGGAAGUGAUGCUUUUUGAAAUGGGAAAUGUGGACUCACUUCAGAGAGGGUGGGGGGCCUCUGCAUCCAUUCACGUUUGUCAAUUGAAGGUUUGAAAAACUGUAAAACAGUGUAUUUUAUCUGGCAAGUGUGAAAAUCAUCUCCUCUUUGGUGGGAUUUUAUGCUGUUAUCAAUUGGUAGACUAGAUGGAUGUAAAUUGUCAAAGUUGUAUGUAACGAACUUAUCGAAGAAAUAUUAUAGUAGAAAUGAUUUUGUUAA